CUUCUUUUCUGGCUCUUUUCUGUUGUCAUUGUCAUGGCAUUUGUCUGCUGUCAUGUCACUAGGGGUGUCAUUUAGCAUGCAGUUGGGAUUAUAGUGACAUUAGAAGUUGACUGAGGGACACUAGCAGCCAUCUCUAUCUAGCCAGUUUCAGCCAGCCACCUGAAGAGGGACUUCUGUCCUUCAGGUAUCCUGACCUCAAAAAUAGGAAGAUUGUGAUGGGUUGGAAAUUCAGCAGGGUCACCAGGCCUGCAGCUGAGGGGGAGGCCACAUUGUUCUGACCCUGCUCUCCUUUCCAUUCCAGAGCUGAGCCUGUCUGCGGGGUGCCUGCAGCUGGAGCACAGGAGGACCGAGUUCACCUCCUCUGGGAUUAGGAACCUCUACUUUGACACCCAUGCCGUGGUGUGCCUGCUGGAAGAAAAUGGUUUUACUACUCAACAAGCAGAAAUCAUUGUCUCUGCACUGGUCAAGAUCAUGGAGACCAAUAUGAACAUCGUCUACAAAGACAUGGUCACCAAGGUACAGCAGGAGAUCACUCUUCAGCAAAUAAUGUCUAAGAUUGCUAAUGUGAAAAAGGAUAUGAUCAUUUUGGAGAAGAGUGAAUUUUCAGCUCUCAGAGCAGAAAAUGAGAAAAUAGAACUUGAACUACAUCAAUUAAAGCAACAAGUAAUGGAUGAAAUGAUCAAAGUCCGGACAGAUACCAAAUUAGACUUCAAUCUGGAAAAAAGCAGAGUAAAAGAAUUGUACACAUUGAACGAAAGGAAGCUGCUGGAAUUGAGGACAGAAAUCAUGGAAUUGCAUGCCCAGCAGGAUCGCGCCCUGACGCAGACAGAUAGGAAGAUAGAAACAGAGGUGGCUGGCCUCAAAACCAUGCUUGAGUCGCACAAGCUCGACACCAUCAAGUAUCUAGCAGGUAAGCUGUCUGGUGUCUGAGUGUUCAAACAACAUGGCAAGGAAAUACGUCAAACUUUACAGAAGUCAAAUAAUGCAUUUCAUUGAUUCUAGCACUUCUUUUCAUGGAAAGCUUCUUGUAAUUUUCAAUAGAUGAAGUAUUAUACUUUCAUUGGUAUUUUUUUCUUUCUUACUAUCCUUUCUUUACUCACUAGUAAAAUAGAAAUAAUGGUGUACUUUACAAUUGAACAAGUCAUAAAUUAUAUCAUAAAUAUCAUUGGAUUAUGGCUAUUGGGAUUUUAGAGGAAUUCAACAAAGGAAAUAUUUUAUGAAUAAAAGAGAAGGUAUUUGAGUUGUGAUCUUUCUGCUUUGAUUGAUAAUACUCCUUUUAAGGGGUCAUUUUGCAUUUGCAAUUUUUGAGCCAAAAGAGGGAAUGUAGAUUCAUGUAUCAGAAACAAAAACAUAAGCUGAGCAGUGGCACAGCAGCACCUUAACAAGGCCCCAUCUCAAAAUUUAAAAUUUUAAUAAAGGACUGAGGACGAAGCUCAGUGGUAAAGUGCCCUGGGAUUCAAUCCCCAGUACCUCUCUCCCACCCGGGGAUGGGGAUGUGGCUCAGUGGUAGACCACCUAACCUAGCAUGCAUAAGGCCCUGGGUUCAGUCCCCAGCGCUACAGCCAAUCAAACAAUGCAGAAAUUAUUUCAGAUCGGUUUUAAAAGCUUAGAUUAAUCAGAUAUUUUAAAGUUAUAACUAUAUAUAUUAAAAUAUGUGUACCUGAAUCAUUCACAUGUAUAUGUGUUUGCAUACAUCUAUGUGGAUGUACAAACAUAUAUGUAUGCUUUGUGACCCAGAGUCUUUGUGAUUAUAAACUUUCUUUUUUUAUAUAUAUAAUUUUUUUUUAGAGAGAGAGAGAAUUUUUUAAUAUUUAUUUUUUUUUAGUUUUCGGCG
Molecule: messenger RNA, 1834 nt
Organism: Ictidomys tridecemlineatus (thirteen-lined ground squirrel)
Lineage: Eukaryota; Metazoa; Chordata; Mammalia; Rodentia; Sciuridae
Source: RefSeq, a predicted model, not a curated record